AAUGAAUGAUACCAUGGAGUUCGAGGAUUCUCUCAAUGAAAUUACAUCUCAAGAAAAAAAUAUUGUGAAUUAUUUGUAAGAAUUGAAAUUAAUAUUCUUGACUGACCCAUAAUAAAAAUAGUUUAAAUUUGAGCAAACCAAAAAAUAAUUGAUUUUUUCUUAUCGUUCCCUUGAUUCAGAUACAGAUAAUUCUGAAAUGACUCCACCAAUGAUCAUUAAAUCAUCAUCACUGUUACUUACAAAAUCUCCCUUAAGAUAGAAGAGAUUAUCAAUAGUAUCAGAACAUCCAUUAAUCUGAAUUAUUGUCUGU
Molecule: messenger RNA, 310 nt
Organism: Paramecium sonneborni
Lineage: Eukaryota; Ciliophora; Oligohymenophorea; Peniculida; Parameciidae
Source: the annotation of a GenBank genome assembly